AUGGCUAACUGCAAGGAAUUGGUGGUGUUAGAUAUUGGGAACAACCAGUUGAAUGGUACCUUCCCAUAUUGGUUGGAGAAUCUCUCUGAAUUGCGUGUUCUUGUCAUGAGAUCCAACAACUUUGCGAUGAUGCUUCCUGAGAAUAAUUCCGAAUUAAAUUACCUCCAUAAGUCUUCCGGCUACUACUAUCAAGACACGGUGGCUAUUGUGUACAAGGGACUAUUCUUGGAAAUGCAGGGAAUUUUAAGCACCCUCAUCACCAUAGAUCUAUCCAACAACAACUUCAAGGGAAAGAUUUCAGAUGCGUUGGGCAAUUUAAAAGCACUUAAGGUACUCAACUUGUCAGGAAAUAGCCUCACCGGUCAAAUUCCAUUUUCAUUGGGGAAUCUAGGCAAACUCGAGUCGCUAGAUCUUUCAAGAAACAAACUUUCAGGAGAAAUCCCAAGGCAACUGAUAAGUUUGACCUUCCUUUCAGUCUCGAAUGUAUCAUAUAAUAACCUCAUACGAAGUAUACCGCAAGGGAGCCAAUUUGACACGUUUUCAAAUGCUUCCUACGAGGGAAAUGCAGGAUUAUGUGGGUUGCCUUUGUCAAGGAAGUGUGGAGUACCAGAUAGAGCAUUACCUCCUACAUCAAUGUUCCAGCAAAAUGAAGAUUCAACACAUCUAUUUGAUUGGAAAUUUGCCGUAGCUGGAUAUUGCUCUGAUUUAAUAGUUGGGUUGAUCAUCAGACAACAAUUGUUUUGGAGAGGUAAUCGAUACUCUGUAUGUGGUUUGAGAAUCAAAGAACCCAAGCGAAGGAAAGGAUUAAAGAGGAAACACCACAACAGAGGGAAAUGA
Telopea speciosissima is the source of this 837-nucleotide messenger RNA. Its product is annotated as putative receptor like protein 25. The record is from RefSeq and is a predicted model, not a curated record. Gene Ontology annotation, molecular function: protein binding. The transcript is spliced from 2 exons. NCBI's taxonomy places the organism in Eukaryota, Viridiplantae, Streptophyta, Magnoliopsida, Proteales, Proteaceae. Bases 1 to 837 code for a protein of 278 amino acids.